This is a messenger RNA of Enterobius vermicularis (human pinworm), 543 nucleotides long. The record is from the annotation of a GenBank genome assembly. Lineage: Eukaryota; Metazoa; Nematoda; Chromadorea; Rhabditida; Oxyuridae.
AGAAACUAUUCGAUGGCACAGAGUGCAGAUGAGAAUGGAUCAGCUAGCGGACCUAGACGACCAGAAAACUUCCCUCGUCAUGAUUCAACAAAAGGCAAUAACUUAUACGAUAUUCUUGGUGUUCCAAAAACAGCUACACAGGAAGAGAUAAAGAAAGCAUAUAGGAAAUUAGCACUAAGGUAUCACCCAGACAAAAAUCUAGACGGUGAUCAAGAAAAGACAGAAAAGUUUAUUCAAAUUAAUUAUGCUAAUAGCAUACUGGAGAAUCCUAGUAAGCGACGAAUUUACGAUGACUACGGUGAGAUGGGUCUGAAAUUAAUGGAACAAUUCGGUGACGACGAUAGAAUCCUUCGGCUAGCAUUCAAUCCUUGGAUGAAGGUCGCCUUUAUUGUUGGAGGAAUUCUCACAGGAUGUUGCUUUUGCUUUUGUUGUUGCUGCUGCUUCUGCUGUAACUUCUGUUGCGGGAAAUGCAAACCAAAGGGGCCUGAUUUCAACGAGGUUUUUUCUAUCUUUCUAUUUCCUAUCAGAAGUAGUGUGGCUUGA